Molecule: messenger RNA, 5215 nt
Organism: Strongylocentrotus purpuratus (purple sea urchin)
Lineage: Eukaryota; Metazoa; Echinodermata; Echinoidea; Camarodonta; Strongylocentrotidae
Gene: srrt
Product: serrate RNA effector molecule homolog
Exons: 21
Coding region: 130-3189 (1019 amino acids)
Biological process (GO): primary miRNA processing; mRNA processing
Cellular component (GO): nuclear body
Source: RefSeq, a predicted model, not a curated record
CAUGACCCGACUUUCGCCAUCUAUCAUGACACUAGAGGGCGACAUGUCCAAGCCUAAGAUUAAAUGGAAUCGGCGCGUCCAUUUCUUGUCAAACGUGAGCCAUAGCAGUGUACAAUAAAAAAAAAGAAGAUGGACAGCGAUGAAGAGUUUGAUCGCCGCAGGCAGCGUCGUGACAAGUUCCGUGGUGAGCGUAGAGACUAUAAUGACAGACGAGAAAGAGAUGACAGAAGACGAGAUGAUUGGCAAGAUCGGCGAGGCCAAGUGGGUAGGAUGUCUCCUACUCAGAUGAGAAACAGAAACAGUCGCAACUUUAGGAAUGAGUGGAAUCGCAGGGACUUCCCGGACUACGACAGAGGGCGACAGGACCGGUACAGCCCACCCAACAGACGGCAGGACAUGAGCCCCCCAGCCAAGAGGCAGAGACGAGACUGGGAUGGAGGUAGUUACGGAUAUGAAGGUGGCCAUAGUAACCAAGGAUACGGAGGGUACCAUGGUGGAGGAGGUGGAGGAGGGAUGAGAGGUGGUAGAGGAGGUCAAUAUCAGGGCCAAGGUCACAGUAGCCAUGGCACAGAAGGAGAGUCCGGUGGUCGUGGCGAGAGUGGUUCCAGUCAGAUGCUCAGCUUCAAGCAGUUCUUGGCCAAGCAAGAAGACUCUAUCGACGACCAGGAGGCCGUGAAGAAAUACAACGCUUACAAGCUUGAGUUCCACAAGGCCCAACUCAGCGAGUUCUUCUUGGCUCAUAAGGACGAAGAAUGGUUCCGCGCCAAGUACUACCCAGACGAUUGUGAACGGGAGCAGGAUGAGACCGAAGAAGGAAUUGACCGUCGUCUCAGAGUCUUUCUGGAGAUGCUGGACAGGAAUGAGGUCAACAAGGUUAUCCUGCAGGCUGAUAAGUCGGAGGGAGUCACUCAUCUUUUGGAUGCAGUUGUGAUAAGAUUGGAAGGAGGCAACGAUCUAGACCUAACCAUCCUAGACCAACCAGAGCCAGUCAGGUCCUAUGAGAGAGACCGAACCAUGUCAGAGUCUCAACGAAGCAAUAAAGGAGAUGACAAACAUCAAGAUGACAAGAAAGAAGAAGGCGAAGAAGGUGAAGAAAGGGAUGAUGAUGAUGAUGUCAAGAAAAAGGAGAUGGAAGGAGAUGGAGAGAUUGUAGAGAAAGAAGAUGGAAAAGGAGAUGAUGAACCUGUUCCACCCCCUCCUAAAGAUGAUGACAGCAAAUUAUCCCUGCCAGACCCAAUCCCCCUCCUCCAGCCCAGGAUGAUGAGAAGAAGGAAGAUGAAGAGGAAUGGAGAGACUGGCAGGCAAGGAAAGGAGAGAAAGCGUGGUAAGAAGCGCAAACGUCAGCAUGGCCCAGGGUACAGUGAUAGUGAGAGUGAUAUCAGUAGCAGUUCAGGCAGUGACAUUGAAUCAGAAGAAUCGGACCAUGAGCAGGGAAUGCUUGAACCAGAACCAGCUCCUCCUGGCUUAGAGAGUGGUGCUGAUAAGGGAGCGUUGGAGAGUGAUAACAAGCUUGAGGAAGGAGAAGCAAAGGAAGAAGGAGAGGAAGGAGAAGAAGAAGAAGAAGAAAGAAAGGGGGAAGAAGGGGAAGAAGAAGAAACAAAAGAUCCGGAUGAACCCAAACCCAGAGCGCUCCAUAAGACCUACUCCAUCUUCAUCAGGAACGUGGCACCUAUCAUCAAAAAGGAGGAGAUUGUUUCACUAUGUAAGCGAUACAAAGGAUUCAUGAGAGUGGCCCUUGCUGAUCCACAGCGAGAUAGGAACUUCCAGCGCCAUGGAUGGGUCACCUUCGACAGGACGGUCAACAUCAAGGAAAUCUGCUGGAAUCUUAGCAGCAUUAGGCUAAGAGACUGUGAACUCAGUCCCGUUGUCAACCGAGACCUGGCCCACCGCAUCCGUGCCGUCAGUGGCAUCACCGCCCACAAGAACAUCGUCAAAUCUGACCUCAAGUUGGCAGCGCGCCUCGUCCAGGUCAUGGACCAGAAACAAGAACUCUUCACCGGUGAGCCCGGAUGGGAUCUGAAGAAGCAGAAGAUGAAGGAUGACAAGAGGAAGAAGAAAGAGCACGAGGAGAAAGAGAAGAAGAAAGCGGAGGCUGCAGCAGCAGCCGCGGCGGCAGCUGAAGGAGAGAAGGGAGAUAAGACAGAGAAGACGGAGAAGACUGAGAAGACAGAGAAGACUGAGGAGGGUAGCAUUGAGGAGAAAGAAGAAACACAGCCUGCUAAACAAGAGCCCAAAGAGCCGUUGCCUGCGAGAAACCCAAUCCUUGAGAACAUCACAGACUACCUUGUAGAUGAGUUGAGCGCUGAGGAAGAGGUACUGCUUGGCAUGAAGGCUGAUGGACAGGAAGAGGGCCAGGAGAUGGGAGACAUCACCUUUGAGAAGGAUGACCACCUCUGCAAGGUUCUCGAUCGUCUCUUGUUGUAUCUUCGAGUGGUUCACUCGUUGGAUUACUACAAUGCCUCGGUGUAUAAGAUUGAGGAUGAGAUGCCAAACAGGUGUGGCAUCAUGCACUGCAGAGGACAGAAUCCACCCAAUCGCCUUUCUCAAAGAGACGUGGAAAACUGGCAGAGUAAUUUUGAGAACAAGAUUCAGCCUCUCAUCAACGUGAAGACCAAGAUGUCUGAUGAAGAACUCGGCAAACUUGGAAAGAAAGAUCAGGAAAUGGAGGUGGAGAAGUUCAUCAAGGCCAACACCAAGGAACUCGCCAAGGACAAGUGGCUCUGUCCUCUCAGUGGGAAGAAGUUCAAGGGACCAGAGUUUGUGAGGAAACACAUCUUCAACAAGCAUGGCGACAAGAUAGAAGCAGUCAAGAAAGAGGUGCUUUUCUUCAACAACUACCUCCAAGACUCGAAUAGACACAAGGUUGUAGAAGCUGCCAAGCCCAAGCCAUCCCAGCCCAGCAGUAGCGAAAGCCAGUCACAAGACUCAGGUUACAAUGGGCAGAGGAGCGGCAGGAACUACCAGCAACAGGGUAGCUAUGAAGGAGGCAGAGAUAGGGGUCAGCAGGGAUACUCACAGAGUAGCAGAGGCUUCAAUCAGUCCGGACGUGGAGGAUAUGACCAAUCUUAUGGUGGAGGCAGUUACUCCAGCCAGGGCGGCAACCAGAGGAACUUUCAUCGAAGGGGUGACCCACGCUCUCUAAUCCAGUACCGGGACCUUGAUGCCCCAGAUGACAGCGAGAUCUUCUAAACCUCUUCACACUUUCUUUCUUCCGAGGACCAUCUCAUAAUGGAUCCUUUCUAUUUUUGUACAUAUCUCUGCUUCCUUUCUGUGUACAUCACAUGUAUGAUGGCAUUGUGAUGACAGUGUUUAGGUAUGGGAAGAUCAGUGCUUCACGCAUUGUCAGUUCAGUGCUCGGUGUUUUGUCAGUUGGUGGUUUAGGCAUUGUCAAGUCAGUGUUUGAAACAUUGUAAAUUCAGUGCUUCAGACAUUGUCAGUUGAGAGUUGGGGGCAUUAUCAGAUCAGUGCUAACAGUAUUGUUAGUGCAGUGCUUAAGGCAUCCGAUCAGUGCUAACAGUGUUGUUAGUUCAGUGCUUAAGGCAUUAUCAGAUCAGUGUCAACAGUAUUGUUAGUUCAGUGCUUAAGGCAUUAUCAGAUCUUUGCUUACGGCAUUGUCAGAUGAGUGCUUCAGGCAUUAUCAGAUCAGUGCUAAUAGUAUUGUUAGUUCAGUGCUUAAGGCAUUAUCAGACCAGUGCUUACAGUAUUGUUAGUGGGAACAACUGAUUAUUGCUUGAGUCAGUGUAUGGUCAGUGUUAUUACGCUUUAUUACUUUUAUGCUCGGUGUAUUGUAAGACCAUCUAGACAUUGUGAGAUAAUGUGCUUCUUGACUCUACAACUAUCCAUUUAGUAUACUCUUUCUAAUACAUUUUGGCUGCUACUAGUAGUGGAAUGGCAGGUUUUACAGAGUUGCUGCUGACCUCGUUUGUAAUAAUAUUUUAAGUGCUGUAUCAGAAAAUGUAAAUCAAAACCUGAAAAAAUGACAUGAAACUUCCUCGAGUUGUCAGGGACAGAACUUUUUCCUCGCAAGAAACUUGUGAAUUGGAAAAGUUUGAUACCGGUCAUGUUGUUAAUCAACUAUUUUGCAGCAUGAAUCUUUCCCAAAUCACGACUUCAUGCAAACUUCAUGAAAACUUCAUCCACGUGAACGCUUUUUGUUUUUGUUCUACAUUUUUGUGUCUUUUCAAGGCAAGCAUAAGGUAGUUUUUGAUAUGUCAUAUACUUAACAAUUUAAUACCAACAGUAGUCUCAUAUCUUUCGUCAUCUAAAGAGUAAGCUACUUUGUCUCCUUUACAAAUUUACCUGUAAAACAUACCAUUUACAAGGUUUAAAUCUCUAGAUAAAUUGAUACUUCUCUCAAUGUUCGCAGCUUUUUUAGUACUGGUUGUGAACUUGGUUCUCUUUGGUUUAUGUAUUUCCACCUACCUUGAGAAUCAGUUGGGAAUACACUCCAAAAGUAAGAAGCAAUUUCCUCAAAGUAAAACCAAAGUCAUAGCCUAAAUGCUUGUUAUGUAACCUGCCAGUGGAUAUUUGUGUUAUGCUGGAAUAACUAUUGUAUUGUGAUUUGUUUUCCAUUUGUGUUAGACACUCUUAUCUCCUUUGUUUUUAUGAGAGAAAACUUUUUGUUUGUUCAAGCCCAAUACAUAUUUAUUUUGAUAUAUGCAACUACUGUACACAAUGGUUCAACUUAUGUUUUCUUCUGUUUGGAAGGAUGCAUUGAACCUAUGCCAGAGGUCUAUUCAUACAAGCAAUGUUAUUUUGUAUAAAUACUGAUAGUCUACCAAAUAUACUACUUGAUGGAUGUUAAUUGGCAUUGUGGGCCUAAUUUGGCAUGUGGGAAUACGUGAAAAGUACCAAAACCAAUACCAUUCUUUAAUAGCGCAUCAUACAGAAUUGAUUUAAUGUUCAUGGCCAUGCCAGUGUAUUUCAUAUUUAGCUGGAAAAUUGAAGUCGGGCUUAACGUUUUGAGAAAUUAGUAAUUUUUAAAUGUGUAUUUGAGAUUUAAUCGGAUGCUUAUUUUUUACAUUUGAGGUUUUGUACAUAGAAAUGGCAUUGAAUAGUUUGAGCCUCGAAAAAGAAAAGAAAUGAAAUGUUUUAAUUGAGAAAUGCAGUCAAAUGAAACAAUAAUCUGUUACUAGUUGCAAAACAAAACAUACAAUCAUUCCCAACAGUUUGAGUAAAUUCGAUGAUAAUAAAGUAAAGUCAGUGAUAUAAAAUA